Cladophialophora immunda is the source of this 1302-nucleotide messenger RNA. RefSeq lists its product as uncharacterized. Lineage: Eukaryota; Fungi; Ascomycota; Eurotiomycetes; Chaetothyriales; Herpotrichiellaceae. The coding region runs from base 75 to 449 and encodes 124 amino acids. The transcript is spliced from 3 exons. The record is from RefSeq and is a predicted model, not a curated record.
GGAAUGACCCCAAAGCAUCCAGCAAACAAACACAUCUUCUCAGAAAGACAAUAAACAAACACAAACACAUCCUCAUGAAUCCCAUCAGUUCAGAAAGCUCAUCCGCCCCUCGCAGGUCGAUGUCAGACUCCAGCCUGCCAGCACCACUGCAAGACCUCGUUGACAAGGCGGAGAAGGAGAGAGACCUGUACGAGGAUCCCUGGAGUCGGAUUCCAGGUCCACAGGCUUCGAAACAAGUCAACCAGCCAGAGAAGCCCAGCAAAGAACAAGGCAGCAAGCGAUCAAUACUCAAAAAGCCUCGUCUGCCGGCCUCGCUGCAACGUCUGAUCGACAAAGCUGAGGUCGACAGGGAGGUCUAUGAAGAUUCUUGGUCUAGAAUUCCACGAGCCCUAGGCUGGGGAAAAUAUAGCAAAAAACAAGACACAAAGAAGCCGGUAACAAAGGCUUGAGGCGAGGACAGCUGAGUUGUACAGCACUCGAGGAUGCUGUCUCCAUACUCCAAUCACAACUUCUUCGCGACCUAUGACCGCUUGUCACAAACCAGACGAUGACAAUUCGCUGAACGAAUCAAACGAACCAACAAAGCAAAGAUGACGUCCUUGCUUUGACCAGCACGCCGAGAAGGCAAUUUGCUGUUGCGCAUAAUAAUAUGUGCUGUUAUCAGGGACCGAAGACCGACGCCAUCUCCUGGCUGAUACGUUGGUCCAACCAUGGCGUCGAGGUUGAUCCGUCAUGAUGGAGGCCACUAUCAGAUGGAACGAGGUCUCGGAUGUAUGACUAGACUAGAACCGGGGCAGUUCUUUGGGUGCGCUCCGGUUUUGAUAAUAAUAACCCAGACCUCUCUGCAUGAUCCUGCUCUGUGCCGUCGGUGGUGCUGUUAGGUCACAGUUAACAACGCAAAUGUUUUGAGAAAUGUUGGGCAAUAUCAGCUGGUGAAGCUGGUGAAUUUUCCAUUCUGCUGGGCACGCGACAUAACGAAGAGAAUCGUCGGCUGAUUGGCGGCGCCACACGCCGGGUGCCCAGGCAGUGGCGCUGCACGAUCCCGGAUAUGGCGUUGGUAUCUUGCCUAUCUGUAUGAAGGAUCAAGUAGUGGUGGAAAAUCAGUUGAACUGCUUGCUUGCCGUCAGACCCAUCGGCCUAGCAUCGAUGUGUCGGUCUUCGAAUUGAUCGCAAUCACCAGAAACUCUUGGCUGUCCUGAAGAGGUCUGCGCUUCGAGCGUUUAGGCGAACUGCGAACCUAGACCAGGUUCUGCUUUCAGGGAGAAAUACUCCGGAGGUUCUUAGCCUUCCCCAAAGAACCAG